Messenger RNA from Tigriopus californicus, 1807 nucleotides. RefSeq lists its product as uncharacterized. The transcript is spliced from 3 exons. Gene Ontology annotation, biological process: sodium ion transport. Bases 732 to 1796 code for a protein of 354 amino acids. Gene Ontology annotation, cellular component: membrane. The record is from RefSeq and is a predicted model, not a curated record. Lineage: Eukaryota; Metazoa; Arthropoda; Copepoda; Harpacticoida; Harpacticidae. Gene Ontology annotation, molecular function: sodium channel activity.
GAGGUGUUUCUUUUCUCCAACAUAUUCCAUCACGAAUAAAAACCGAAUACAAAUGUAAGUAAACCUCCAUUAAGGUGAUCUAAAACAUGUUUUAACAAGUGGCCAUCGGUUUCGUCUAGUUUUGAUCUUUGCCACUGAUUUAUGUUAGAGAACUUCCGUCGCUUUGAACUUUGCCAAAAGUAAUGUUCUUUUAUUCUGAAUUCCGCCAGAAUUCAUUCCCUCUCACUAAACUUUGCCAUGGUUGACUCUCCCAGAAAAGAAAUUCUGUUUUGUUUUGAAGCGACCACAUCUCUUUUACUUUCACUUUUGCAAAGUUAUUAUUACCUUUGAGCAUGUUUUAAAUGGAAGUGAAGCUUAAGUUUUUUCACUUUGAACACAAUUUGUGGAUGAAUGACAAGUCCAUCCUUCUAGUUAAUGAGUAUUUGAGUAGACACAUCUAUGAGACGCACCGUACAAGCCUUUACCAUUAUCAGUUGUGGUGAAUUCAUGGCCAAAAUAUAGUGAUAUGACUGGCCAUCGAGGCAAGCACAUUUGAAUAAUAGAAAACCUCCGGGGUUUUAAGAUGAGGAGACAGAAAUGUUAAGAACACUUUGAAUUCAUGCGAAGCAGACUUUGCCUGUUGGUUGGAAACGUCUCGUGGUCAUAUUAAUCUUCAUAUUUGGCGCACAGACUGAAUCCUAAGAAGAACUCUUGAGGACCUUACAAACUAUUCCAAGUGACAAGCCGUUUGAAUGUAUAUGGUUUGGCCAAUGGAAACCACGGACAAAUGGAAAUGGAUCAAAACCAGUUCUUGGAUGAUUUUAUUCAUGGUUUUUGCAAAUCAAACUUGGAAAGAGUGGAAUCGAUUUAAAAAGUCGCCAAAAACUACAACCAUUGAGUACAAGGAAGUUACAUCAUUCGAUCUCCCAGAUAUUUUCUUGUGUGAUCGAUCUGGAUUUAAAGCCUCUGUCACGAAACAUUUCGGUGAAAAUGAGUAUCACCCCAAUGUCAAUUUGGUCGAUGCAAGUAUAGAUUUGUUUCUUUUGAAUCACACAAAAUAUAGGGUUAUAGAUCUACCCACUUCAUAUAAUGGUCUUUGUAAGUUGUUCAAAUUCGACUUCAGGCUCGAACCCAUGACCUGGAUUGCACUUCGUGCGAAUGAUACAGGAACUUAUGAUCUAUUUCUUAAUCGCAAAGACUUGGAAUUACAUUUCGUCAAUCAGGAUCAAAUGUUUGCUCCUUUAUGGUUCAAGAUGGAUUCCACAAUGUGUCUUGAGCUUGAGAUGACAACCUAUCACGAAGACACAGACUUGAGUACUUGUGCUGAUGUCACAACCAAAGCACAUGGACAAUGCAUCCUUAAUGUUUUGAGCGAAACCUUAAUGAAACAUCAACUGGAAUGUGUGCCUAUUGUAUUUGCAGAAUUAUUAACAAACUUAACGAUUCCUAUUUGCCAGGAGAGCAAACAAGCUAUCAAAACAUUGGACGAGAUCAGCCUCUCUCUGAACGAUAUUCUUCGUAAUCUGAAUUCAAGGGGUUGCAAAAGACCAUGUCAUGACACUGCUUUUAAAGGGAAACCUAUUUAUGCCUCACCAAAUGGUAUGAUGGGCAAAGACGGGUACUUUAGUGCAUACAUCUAUUACGCGCAUAACAUGGCCGAAACCCGAACGAUAUAUAGUCUUGUUGACUUUCCGACGUUUCUUUCUUCGAUGGGUGGUUUCUUGGGUUUGUUUCUUGGAGCAUCUGCUUACUCAAUUAUUCAAGACAUAAUGCAAAUCUCGGUUCUGACGUGGAAGAGAAUAAAAUGUUGGAAAUAGGCCAGCAGAAA